Molecule: messenger RNA, 2168 nt
Organism: Megalops cyprinoides (Indo-Pacific tarpon)
Lineage: Eukaryota; Metazoa; Chordata; Actinopteri; Elopiformes; Megalopidae
Gene: csrnp2
Product: cysteine-serine-rich nuclear protein 2
Exons: 5
Coding region: 717-2168 (483 amino acids)
Biological process (GO): regulation of transcription by RNA polymerase II
Cellular component (GO): nucleus
Molecular function (GO): sequence-specific DNA binding; DNA-binding transcription factor activity, RNA polymerase II-specific
Source: RefSeq, a predicted model, not a curated record
CGGUGUGGCAUUCCAAGCGCUAUUGUUGCAUUGUGACAAGCCGGGCAGGAGAAAGGGAGAGGAGGACACGUUCCACCAGAAAUCCGAAAACAUUUUUUACAUCGAAAAACGCUUAAAAGAAAGACUCGUUGAAAGCAGAAUACAACGAGUAGUAUGAGUAAAACCGUCAUGAUUACAAAAACUGCAACGAAUCGACGGCGUAGCGGAUUUAUUGAUACACGCAUUUAAAAGGGAAAGAAGACGAAAAAACUCCCUUUAAUUCCAACCAUUCAACCCAUCUUAAAUGCAAGGCAAAACGGUAAACUAAUUUGUUUGAAGUCCUCCUUCCCUGCCUCCUCCCGGUUGUUCGCCGGCGCUAAACCAUUUAGUUACCUUAACGUUACACAGCACAUGCUGCAGCGGUGUUUUCCUUGUGUAAAUAAUUGUGCAAAACCGAAAUCGUCUCUAGAGCCGGUGGGUCCGCACCUACAAAUUAUGUGUUCUGCAAGACUAGCCCUGCAUUUUGCCUUUAGUUAUUAAAACCGAUCCGCUUCGCAAUCGUGGUACUUGCGUCGGCAAUCAGCUGGGGGAAAGAAAAAAGCCAAUAACGCAGUAAAGAAGAAAGGACACGAAAAUCCAAGCCGGAAACGACCAUAGAGGACAAUUUCUGCUCACACACGAACAACGGGUUUUCCAGGCGAAACGGGUCUCCAUUUCUCCCAAGACGGUGAGGUCCUAUGGAGGCGGUGCGGACUCUCAGCCUGAAGCGGAGGUUCGAGGAGGUGGACGGCGGCUCGCCCUUCUCCACCCCGAAGGACUCGGACGACGACAUCUCCAGCAGCGACAGCGCUGAGAGCUGCGACAGCCUCAACCCCCCCUCCAGCACCUCGCUCACGCCCACCUCCAUCCUCCGGCGGCAGGACCCCGCGCUGGGCCGGAAGCGUGUGCGCUUCGGCGCCGUCACCGUCUUCUACUUCUCGCGCCGGCAGGGCUUCACCAGCGUGCCCAGCCAAGGUGGCAGCUCGCUCGGCAUGGCGCGCCGCCACAGCUCCACCCGCCGCUACACCCUGGGCGAGUUCGCCCGCGAGCAGGAGAGCAGCCACCGCCAGGCGCUCCGCCAGCACCUGCGGCAGGAGAAGCUCGACGCCCGCAAGCGGAAGCUGACGCGGAACGGCACGGUGGAGUGCGCGGCCGCCGAGCGGCUGACGCUGGACGACGUGUCGGACGAGGACCUGGACGUGGACGGCGUGGAGGUGGACGACUGCUUCUUCCUGCAGCCGCUGCCCAUCAAGCGGCGCCGCGCCCUGCUGCGCGCCUCCGGCAUCGCCCGCAUCGACGCCCGCGAGAAGGCCGAGCUGCGCGCCAUCCGCCUGUCCCGCGAGGAGUGCGGCUGCGACUGCCGCGUCUACUGCGACCCCCAGCACUGCGGCUGCAGCCAGGCCGGCAUCAAGUGCCAGGUGGACAGGAUGUCCUUCCCCUGCGGCUGCUCGCGCGACGGCUGCAGGAACGCGGCGGGCCGCGUCGAGUUCAACCCCCUGCGCGUGCGGACGCACUACCUGCACACCAUCAUGAAGCUGGACGUGGAGAAGAGGAGGCAGCUGGCGGGCAGGGCCGCGGAGGGCCCGGGGGAGGCCGAGCCCGCCCCCGCGCCCGCCCCGACCGCUGGCGACCCCGGGGCGGACGUGUGCACGGAGGCCACCCUGGCGGAGGGCGCGGACAGCGCCAGCCAGGAGCUGGAGAACGAGACGGCGGUGCUGCACCUGCAGAGCGCCGAGGAGCAGGAGAGGAGGAGGGAGCAGGAGGAAGGGGAGGGGCCUCUGCAGGAAGUGGGCGGGGCAUCCCUGCUCUGCUUCACGGAGGGCCAGGCCCUCGUCAAGGACCCCCCCACUCUGCUCUACUACCAACUUGGCCACGCCGAGCUGGCGGCUUUAGGGUUGCCGCGGUUACACGCAGAGGAACAAGAAGAAACGUUGGGAGGAGGAGGAGGAGGAGGAGGAGGAGGAGGAGAAGGAGAACAGGAGGAAGGUGAGAGCGGGAGCAGCCAACAGGGUUUGGACGAGUGCUUGCUUGAUGCAGGUCCAUGCUCAGCAGAGGUCACCGGAGACGAAGAUGGACUUGUCCUCCCCCAGCAGGAACCUGCCCCCCUUGCCUUUGAAGGAGAGGGAAGCCCUCCUCCCCCUGAAGCUUAG